ACUGAACGCAGCUUCCAAUCAUCUUAAAUUGUACAAAAAAGAAUAUUUUUUCGAAAUUUAAUUUAGUUUAAAAUUUCUUAAUUAUAAUGUUUUGCGGUGAAACAAUUAUACGAGAGAGGAUCAUCAUCAAGAAUGCUUCAAUCACUAAAAUAGAACAUACUUUCAGUGCACCAGCAAAUGGAUUCUCACAAAUGGCUCGAAUGAUGGACUCUCUCAUAUUAGACAGCUUAUCAACUCCUUAUACGCUAACAAAAAUCACAACACACCGACCCGUGAAAAAAGCAACAAGUUCAACAAAUCUUCAAUCAAAUAACAAUGGAUCUUCAACGAUACGUUCACAGUUUAGCAGCACAAAUAACAUACAUAAGAAAAUUCCAACUCAAGAAGUCGCACCUAUCAUGCGACAAGCAAAUCCUCAAGAUAAUCGUUGGAGAAGUUCGCUUAGAAGGCAUGACCCUGAGUUGCAACCAACUUUGCCUUCCAUUAACAGUCAUUCGAGUUCUGUUAACAGUAUUUCAUACACAAAUGAACCGAAAAAACAUCGUUCGUCUAAUAUGAAAUCAGCUUUUAGAAAGUCAAGAUCAGUCGAGAGGUUAAGAGCUUUAAGGAAACUGUCUUCAUCAAAGCAUCCGAAAGACCCCAAAAAGUCAUCUUCAGAGGAAGGAAAUUCAGAUGAUCAAGAAAAUUCUUUAGAAGAAAACUCAAACACAAAUAGCUCGUCGUCACCGAAACAAAUGAGAAAAUCCCCUAUGAAGAAGGUGAGCGGAAAACAAAAAGUCUUUCAUACGAUAGGUUACGAGGCGAGUCUUAUUGACGUUAUUGAAAAGGAUAUCCUUCAAAAAGGUCCGAAAAUUCAAUGGAAUGACAUUGCUGGAUUAUCAGAUGCAAAAAGUAUUCUUCAAGAGGCUGUCGUUUUGCCUAUUAUAAUGCCUGAAUUCUUUAAAGGAAUCCGAAGACCUUGGAAAGGCAUACUUCUCGUUGGUCCUCCAGGAACUGGAAAAACAAUGUUGGCAAAAGCUGUUGCAACCGAAUGCAACACAACAUUUUUCAACAUUUCGUCUAGCACAUUAACGAGUAAAUAUCGUGGCGAUUCAGAGAAACUUGUAAGAUUACUCUUCGAAAUGGCUAGAUUUCAUGCACCGUCAACAAUUUUUAUUGACGAAAUUGACAGUUUAUGUUCAUCAAGCAGAGAAGAUUCUGAACAUGAAGCAUCUCGACGAUUUAAAGCUGAGCUCUUGAUCCAAAUGGAUGGAUUAAAUAAUAUCAAUAAUGAAGAGGAUAUCAAGGUAAUGGUUUUAGCUGCCACAAAUCAUCCAUAUCGAAUUGAUCAGGCAUUUAGAAGACGAUUUGAAAAGAGAGUUUAUGUAAGUCUUCCGGAUGAGGAAAGUCGAUUAUCAUUAUUAAACCUGUAUUUAAAAAAUAUCUCGAAAUGUACAAGUUUGGAUAUCAGUAAAAUUGCUGAUUGCCUUAAAGGAUAUUCGUGUGCCGACAUUGCGAGCGUAGCGCGAGAUGCUGCUCUUAUGGCAAUGCGAAGAAAAAUAAUUGGUAAAACCCCCGCAGAGAUUAAAAUGAUUAAACGUGAAGAAGUGGAUCUUCCUGUAACCGCUGAAGACUUUAAUGAGGCAAUUAGUAAGACUAAAAAGUCAGUAUCAGAAGCAGACAUUAAGAAGUUUGAAGACUGGAUGGCUGAAUAUGGAUCCUGUUAACUAUACCUUAAUUAAUUGAAUUUUUAAUAUUAUUUGAUUUCGUUGAUAUUUAAUAAAAUAUAACAAAACUUAUAAGUUAUUUCGACUAUGCUCAACGCUUAUUCUGUCUCUAGCUUCAAUUCUUUGACAACCAAUAUUUAUAUAGAAAUAUAGAAAUUAUUUAAUAAAAACGUGAUUGAAUAUUGUAGAAUCUGUUUUUUUUUUUAUAUAAUUUA
Chironomus riparius is the source of this 1921-nucleotide messenger RNA. Lineage: Eukaryota; Metazoa; Arthropoda; Insecta; Diptera; Chironomidae. The record is from the annotation of a GenBank genome assembly.